AUGUCAGCAGGCUCCAGUGCAGAACAAUCACUCGAGAAGCGUUAUACGUCCUCAGCUGCUGGCUCUCUGACCAAGGGUGGGUGCUACUACAAAGUCCCCAAUGUCGGCCUUUUCACCACCAAAUUCAACUAUGCUUGGGAUAACUAUUUCACCCUUCUGUCUACGGGAAUCGGAAUCGUCGAAGAUCUCGUAUCUUCCAUCUACACAGUCGAAGCUGGCAACUCCCCUCUUUCUCGCCGCUUCGACCUGGUCAACAUUGGUAUCUCACUUCUUGACCCUUCGAUGACUUUGACCGUUCCCGGUGGUCAAAAACAGGGUCCCAUCUCUUCUGCCCAGUUCACCACGGCUUACGAUGAUAUCCUCUACGGCUCUGUUCGUACCGUCGCCAAGAUAUCGAGUGUUCCUGGUACCACGCACGGAUUCAGCUUCUAUUCAAACGACAGCCAGGAGAUUGACUUUGCAUUCCUGACCUCCAGCCCUGGUUUCGCUCACUUGACCAACGAGCAGGUCUCCCCAACCAGUCCUCCCUCAUCUUACCAGGUUUCGGCACCCAAUGAUGCAACUACUGCUUACCAUGAGUAUCGUGUCGAUUGGAUUCCAGAAAAGGCCCAAUUCUUCAUUGAUGGAAAGCUGGUUCAGACUAUCACUGAUAAUGUACCUACAACUCCAGGAUUUUGGCUGUGGAACAACUGGAGCAAUGGCAAUGCCUGGGCUCAAGGUCCACCCGCCAAGGACAGCGUGCUCAAGAUCCGCAGCAUUGACGGCUAUUUCAACCGUACUAGUGUGCUUGACCUCUAUGCUGCCACGCCUCUUGGCUGCAACAUCUGA
This is a messenger RNA of Aureobasidium namibiae CBS 147.97, 828 nucleotides long. Its product is annotated as concanavalin A-like lectin/glucanase. The transcript is spliced from 3 exons. Gene Ontology annotation, biological process: carbohydrate metabolic process. Gene Ontology annotation, molecular function: hydrolase activity, hydrolyzing O-glycosyl compounds. NCBI's taxonomy places the organism in Eukaryota, Fungi, Ascomycota, Dothideomycetes, Dothideales, Saccotheciaceae. The record is from RefSeq and is a predicted model, not a curated record. Bases 1 to 828 code for a protein of 275 amino acids.